Messenger RNA from Arachis duranensis, 946 nucleotides. Its product is annotated as glutathione S-transferase DHAR3, chloroplastic. Lineage: Eukaryota; Viridiplantae; Streptophyta; Magnoliopsida; Fabales; Fabaceae. Gene Ontology annotation, molecular function: glutathione dehydrogenase (ascorbate) activity. Gene Ontology annotation, biological process: ascorbate glutathione cycle; cellular oxidant detoxification; protein glutathionylation. The record is from RefSeq and is a predicted model, not a curated record.
AGUACUCUCAAUGUCUUCUUCUCCGCCUUCUGCGCCCUUCGAAAUCUGCGUCAAAGCUUCCAUAACCACUCCCAACAAGCUCGGAGACUGUCCCUUCUGCCAAAGGGUGUUGCUGACUCUUGAGGAGAAACAUCUUCCUUAUGACCCCAAGUUGGUAGAUUUGACCAACAAGCCAGAAUGGUUCCUUAAAAUCAAUGCUGAGGGUAAAGUUCCUGUCAUAAAGCUUGAUGAGAAGUGGGUUUCUGAUUCGGAUAUCAUCACACAAAUUCUGGAAGAGAAGUAUCCUAGCCCACCGUUGGUAACCCCACCCGAAAAAGCUACAGUUGGGUCGAAGAUCUUUUCUACAUUUAUUGGAUUUCUCAAGAGCAAAGAUCCCAAUGAUGGAACAGAGCAAGCAUUGCUAAGUGAACUAAGCUCUUUCAACGAUUACCUUAAGGAAAAUGGUCCUUUUGUCAAUGGGAAAGACAUAUCUGCAGCUGACUUAUCUAUUGGACCAAAGCUGUAUCAUUUGGAGAUUGCUUUGGGGCAUUAUAAGAAGUGGAAAGUUCCUGAUUCACUUCAAUCUUUGAAGUCUUAUAUGAAGGAUAUUUUCUCGAGGGAGUCAUUCAUUAAAACACGUGCACAACCCCAGGAUGUGAUUGAAGGUUGGCGUCCAAAAGUGGAGGGCUGAUGAUAUGAUGUUGAAUAAUUUCCAUGAGACAUUGAGGUUCUAUGUAUACAUAUAGCAAUCCUUGAAGAGUUCAUAACCUCUAUCCUUUUUUGUAUUAUCCUAGGUAAUUAAAUCACUAUCAGUCUAUCACUUGCCAUAUAAGGUUAGUUGGCCACAGAUUGUAAUAUGUUUGUUUGGUACUUGGUAGUUGGUAGAGAGGCCAAGAGGCUUGCAUGUAAGAUUAAAAUAAUUGUAUUCCCAAAAGGAGUCAGCAUUACAUUGCUUGUUUUUCCUUUA